This is a messenger RNA of Necator americanus (New World hookworm), 3252 nucleotides long. RefSeq lists its product as uncharacterized. The record is from RefSeq and is a predicted model, not a curated record. The transcript is spliced from 30 exons. Gene Ontology annotation, cellular component: cytoplasm. Bases 1 to 3252 code for a protein of 1083 amino acids. Lineage: Eukaryota; Metazoa; Nematoda; Chromadorea; Rhabditida; Ancylostomatidae.
AUGCGUCUAUAUUUCUGGGUCAUGGAUCCAGUUGAGGCUGGUGAUUGGCUCGUUGGAAGACCACAGCAGUUGGUUUUCCUCACUGGGCUUGAUCCCAAUAACAAGGAAUCACAUUCAGCGCUUGUCAGCACAUUUGGGGUCCGCACUCCCGAUCGACCACCUUUGAAUCUUCGCCUCGUCACUGGUGAAUUGGACCUUCCGCAAAAAUUGGAGAAAAAACCUGGCAAGGGGAUCCUUCGUCGUGACUGGCCUUUAAAAUACAUAGGUCGAGUACCGGCAUUGAUCGUAUUAUUCCUGGAUCUAGAUUGGGAUCAUUCUUCUUGGCUUGAAAAGAAAACCGAAGCCGAAAGCAAAUGCGCAAGCCUUCGUGCAAGUGCUGGACAAGCUAGCAGAAUAGCAGUUGUGCUGCUGCAGCAGAGAUCAGUACCAACGUCCGGAGAUGAUCCAUUAGCCACGGAACGUGCUCAUGAAUUAUGCCAAAUUUGCCAUUUGACCCCAAGACAGCUAUUUGUUGUACCUAUGUUAGGAGACCUCACUGGUUACGUAUCAAAGCUAGAGUCAGCUUUCCAUGAACUCGCGCAGGGAUUUUACCAGCAGAAGCUUAAGACAAUCCGUGCUCGAUCUAUUCCUAAUAACUCUCCUUCGCUAGUUGUUAGACAGUUAUUCAAACUUGCAUUUCUUUCGGAGCUGAGACAAGAUACACAUACGGCUUAUAGGAACUAUCGGCUCGCUUACGAGCAAUGUAAAGAUCACGUAGAAAGUUGGGAUAUGAUUGAUAUUUUCGAAUGGCGAAGCGUUGUUGGACUUUUGAAUUAUAAGAUAUGCGAACUAUGUUUUCUUCACAACAUGGCUGUAGAGGCAAUUAAUCAAAUGCGACGACAUCAAGCUGUGUUCUUCAGUGGGCCAGCCGGUGUGUACCCUACCCCACAGUUAGCUAGCAUUGAGUUGCAGUUAUGGAAUGCAAAACAAUGUUGGCACUUUGCCCAACUCUUUGAACAAGCUGUGGUGAACGGGUUGACCGCAUUAGCCACAUUGAAUCCUGGAACACACCUGGAUCUAGCUGCUUCAUUGUACUCAGCGGUCAACAAGAGUAUACUUGCUCUAAAGAAAAGUAAUCCAGUCACGAAGCCCUAUCCAGUUCCGGAUCCCAUGGCAGCUAUUCAAAACACUGUUUUCUUUGGUCAGCGCCCGUGGAGGAUAGGUUAUGAUGGGCUUGCUCCAGCAAAUGUCGAAGAAGAUGCCGUCACAGCGAUUUUGCAUCGACUGGUGGUCAAUUACGAAGGUGUUGUAUCUUUAUUGAAUGCUGCUAUGGCACAGUUUAAAAAGUAUGGAUGCUUUCGAAUGUAUCGUAAAGGGAUUAUAGAGAAAGCUGAAGUGUAUUACCAAAGCGGAGACCUUGCACGUGCUCUUCAACUGUGGGUAGCGGUUGUUCGAGAAGCUAUACCACCAGCUGUUCGCAGCGAUAUCCUCCAGAAAGCGAUCAGUGCUGCGUACUGUAUGGCUUCCAUAAAAGAUUACAUAUGGUGCUGUGUGCAGUUGAUGCCGUCUCAGCCUUUGGCUGAGGAUGGUUUCCGUGCUGUACUUCACUCCACCGUUCCACCGCCACCAUUUGCUGCGAGUGAGGUUUCCGCAGCACAGAUGUCACAAUAUCAGCAAGGUUGGGCAACAGUUCUAGGAGAACGUCAAUUCUUCAAUAUACAAGCAUCGCGGCUCGAUUUAUUCGUUACCGUCCAGGCUUCAUUCCUCGAAACAAAUCCUGUCCAACUGGACGCAAAAGUUCCGGUUCGCAUCUGCCUGACAUCGUCAGCUGUCCAACCUGUUAGUUUAUCGGCUGUGGUCGUUGGUUGUGAUGUGGAACGACGACGACGUGUUCCUCCAAUACCCGAAAAUGCACCUCUUCUCCAGGCCUCCAGAACUGGUGUUGUUCUUAAAGCGAAUGCAAAUACCGUUCUCAUAGUGAUGGUAGAUUUAUCGACUGCUCAGUUGCAGAAGGGGCAGACGUUAUGGAUUAGCCGGAUUUGCUUGGAGUUAGGUGAUCGACACUCGAAAAUGUUCGGCCAACUUGAGUAUAACCUCGAUUUCCCUUCGCAUACAUCACCGAUUCGUACUAAGACUGAACUAGGAAGCAGCGCUGUGAAAAUAGCCGCUUCUGAUGGAGGAUUGGUAGCUGAAGCGUCAACAACGCAAGUAACCUGUUUAGUGGCAGAGAUUGCUUCGGCUACGCUAAUGCUGAAGAACACAUGCGGCCAUAAAAUCGAAAGUGUACGGCUAGACUUCAAACGUAACGAGCAAGUAUCGACGGAAGCUGUUGCGGUGUUAUUCGUAGACGAUAACGAUGAGCUUCGAUCAGAGAUGACAGUGAUUGGACCACAGAACGUGGACGUUGGCGAGACGGUGAGCAUCCCAGUCAGAUUCUCAGCGCAACUUGUUGGAAACAUCGAGUUAGAGCUGGAGACCAGUUACCAACUCGAAGGUGAGACCAGGAGACGAACUGGACGAGUUCACCUGUCGAUAACAGCUCGUGAACCGUUGGCAGUGAAAAGUGGAGUGCUUAGCAUGAAUGGUCUUCCACUAGCUUCAAUCCUGAAUCAUAAUGAUCAUGUGAUCAAAGCAAGCAUCACCGCUAACGCUAGUAUCGUAAUUACGCAUGUGGAAUGGCUUUUGGCGGAUGUUGUCGUCCCAAUUGGAGAAGAGAGUUGUUCGAAGACAACAGAAGAUCAUCUAACUGAUGAAGAGGUGAUUUGCUAUUGUUGCGCUGUAACGAUCAAAAGUCCUGAGGAAGACACGGAAACCCCAUUGGGUCGACUUGCAAUCGAAUGGAAACGCGCAGAUGGUGUGAGCACAGUACGAUCAGUGGUCCCAUUAUGUCGGGUCCCACUUCUUCAAUGUCCUGUAUCGAUCACCGGCACCCUACUAGAUCCAAGAGCAGCUACCGUAAGACAUCCGAUUCGAGUUGCAUACUGUAUCAAGAGCCAUUCGAAAGAGACGAUCGAGCUAACCGCAUCCUUCGACCUUGCUGAUGUGUUUAUGUUUUGUGGUGAAAAGAGGAAAACAUUCCAUCUAAUGCCAUUCGACAACUAUUCUAUUGUGGUGGUGGUGAUGGCAUUAACAGCCGGCCGGUUACCGUUCCCGAAAAUUGCCUUGAAGUCACCAGAAAUUCCGGACGAUAUGUUGCAACACACGUCAAGGGCGCUUCCCGCUAAUUUAUUUGUUUUGCCAUGCGCCAAAGAAUCAAACACCUCCGAGAUUUGA